Molecule: messenger RNA, 1679 nt
Organism: Ipomoea nil (Japanese morning glory)
Lineage: Eukaryota; Viridiplantae; Streptophyta; Magnoliopsida; Solanales; Convolvulaceae
Product: NAC domain-containing protein 78-like
Exons: 4
Coding region: 212-1417 (401 amino acids)
Biological process (GO): regulation of DNA-templated transcription
Molecular function (GO): DNA binding
Source: RefSeq, a predicted model, not a curated record
CUCUAUAUUUUUUUAAUUUUUAAUUUAUUUCUUAAUUUGAUUUUUGGACUGCUCUAUAGUGUCUAUAUACAUACAUUUCGCACCAUUAUCAACACUCUCUCUCUCCAGCUUUGCUUCACUUCUAAUCAUCUCAAACCUAACUUGUGUUUAUAUAUCAAUCUCUAUGCGUUAGAGUUUCUUGGGUUGGGUUGGGUUGUUGUUUGAUUUGGGAAUGAUGGAGCAACAACCGGCGCAGGAGGGAGGAGCUUUGGUGGUGGCGCCGCCGGCGCCGGCGCCUCCGAAACGGACGUUGGCGCCGCCGACGUCGCUCGCGCCCGGGUUCCGGUUUCACCCAACGGACGAGGAGCUCGUAAGGUACUACCUCCGACGCCGGGCAUGCGGCAAAUCUUUCCGCUUUCAAGCUGUUUCUGAAAUCGACGUCUACAAAUCUGAACCGUGGGAACUCGCAGGAUAUUCACAUCUGAAGACUAGAGAUCUAGAAUGGUACUUUUUUAGCCCUGUAGAUCGUAAGUACGGGAAUGGGUCUCGGCUCAACAGAGCCACUGGUAAAGGCUAUUGGAAGGCCACUGGGAAGGAUCGUCCUGUCCGUCAUAAGUCUCAGACAGUAGGAAUGAAGAAAACGCUCGUUUUCCAUUGUGGACGAGCUCCAGAUGGAAAGAGGACGAAUUGGGUUAUGCACGAGUAUAGACUCACCGAUAAUGAAUUAGUGGAAGCUGGGGUAACUCAGGAUGCUUUUGUGCUAUGUAGAAUUUUUCAAAAAAGUGCUUUGGGACCUCCUAAUGGCGAUAGAUAUGCACCCUUUGUCGAGGAAGAGUGGGAUGAUGAUACGGCUCUUGUGGUUCCCGGAGGUGUAGCCGAAGAUGAUGUAGGCAAUGGUGAUGAUGCACGAGUUGAUGGCAACGACCUUGACCAGGUUGGUGCUCUAUGCAAGGCUCCCGAGAGUCCAGUCGAACCAUUGUCCCUUUCAUUUGUUUGCAAAAGAGAGAGAUCGGAGGAUCCUGAACCCCUCUCUCUGGCCCAAAGCAAAAGAUCGAAGCAGGAUUGCCCUAGCUCAAGCCAUGCAAAUGGGUCGGAAGAUUCGACUACCACAAGCCAGGAUCCUCCAACCAUGAUGAUGACGACAAAUGAUUCCCCCGUUCUCUUAGAAUUCCCCCUGUUGGACCCCAUUGAACCCAGGGAGAACCAGCCCAGCAACGCCCCUACUUUUGAUUCCUCCACCCUCGAGAAAUCAGUGCCUCCUGGAUACCUCAAGUUCAUUAGCAACUUGGAGAACGAGAUCCUGAACGUGUCCAUGGAGAGGGAGACACUGAAGAUUGAAGUAAUGAGGGCACAAGCCAUGAUCAACAUCCUUCAAUCGCGCAUCGACCUUUUGAACAAGGAGAACGAGGACCUUAGACGAGUUGUCCGAGGGGGUUAGCUAGUAGAGCCGCAUUUCCUAUUUGCUAGCUUUUUGUAGCUCUACAUGACAUCGAUCUCAGAUGGCAUCAGGAAGUGGAAGACGAUGAGCAAAGCGAUGCUGGAGAUGUUCGUUCUACUUCAUCUGUCGACAACUCUGUAAUAUCUGUGUAAUAGUUGACUGAGUACAUGAAACCAGAUGUGCCAGUAGCUAUGAAUAUAAGCAGCAGUGUUUCCUGAACAGUUGCAAUAAUCCUCAGAUGUUUCAAUCUUUUUAGCUGAAA